This is a messenger RNA of Mauremys mutica (yellowpond turtle), 3244 nucleotides long. Its product is annotated as interleukin-1 receptor-like 2. Gene Ontology annotation, biological process: regulation of inflammatory response; signal transduction. Gene Ontology annotation, molecular function: interleukin-1, type I, activating receptor activity. NCBI's taxonomy places the organism in Eukaryota, Metazoa, Chordata, Testudines, Geoemydidae. The record is from RefSeq and is a predicted model, not a curated record. Bases 428 to 2122 code for a protein of 564 amino acids. The transcript has 12 exons.
CGUGUCCCGUCUCCCCGCGCAGAGAGCAGCCUGCCUGGGCUGGCUGGCUGGCGUCGCCCGGGAGGCAGCUGCCAGGGGCUGGCUCCCGCCCAAGCGAGCUGAAGCGAGGGGCCAGCUCGCUCCCCUCGCCACCCACAGGUAUGGGAAUUGUUCUCCUCAGCUAUCCAGAAGGACUAUCAAAAUAAAGAUGAGCCAUCAAGGAACAUCGCAAUACAAAGGAUUGGUUAAUGGCCCUAUCACACCUGGGAAAAGCUACGUGCAAUGAAGCUCAUCCUAUGGACUUGAAAACUGAAUGAAGGAAAUUUGUCCAUCUCUCUUUGCUGUUUGAACUCUGGGAGGGCCAGAGACUGAGGCAGAUAUCCCCAGACACUUUAAAUUGACAGAUCUCUACAACUCUGUCACUCUAGUGAUUUAGAUGUAAAACGUAAUGGCUGCAGCUGUGUUUACCUGUAGCGUAAUCCUAGUGUUUCUGUCUUCAGUGAAGGCAGAGGAAUGCGUGGUACAUGAUGUGCUGCAUAGUCAAAAUUUGGUAUCUGUACUGGUAAGAGAACCGCUUAUUAUUGAUUGUUUAUUAGAUAAAACACUGGCUCUUCAGCACAUGAAUUACAACUUCACUUGGUAUAAAAGUGGGAGAAAAAUGCCUGUAACUCAAGUGAAACUUUCCAGAAUACAUCAGCACGAGAACUUGCUUUGGUUUAUGCCUGCAAUUUUAGAAGACUCAGGAUCCUAUGAAUGUGUCAUGUGGAAUUUAACAAGCUGCAACAAAAUAUAUUUCAGUGUGACAGUUUUCAAAAAUACUGCUGGUUUGUGUUUUAAUGGAGAUUUUCUCUAUGCUCAAGAGAUAUCCGCAUCAUCAAAUGAAAAGAUUGUGUGUCCUCAUCUAGACUAUUUCAGAGAUGAGAAAAAUACUUUACCCAUUCACUGGUAUAAGGAAUGUAAUCUGAUUGACAAUGAAAGAUUUCUAAGUUGGGAUGAUGAUCUCAUAAUAAAUAGUGCAAAUGUAAAUGAUUCAGGAAAUUACUCAUGCAAAAUGACAUAUAAUUAUAUGGAAAAAGAAUAUAACAUUUCACGAAACAUUUAUGUAACUGUUAUAGAAACCCCACUGAAGAAGAAAACUGAAAUUCUUUAUCCAAGAAACAACACAAUUGAAGUGGAACUUGGGUCCAGUGUUAUCGUGGACUGCAAUGUAUCAAGUUCUAAAGAUAAUUCAAUUGGAAUAUCCUGGAGAGUCAAUAAUACUUUAGUCAAUUUUUUGUUUAUGGGGAGAGUCCAAGAGGGAAAUCAAGAAGAUUCUUUCCCAGAUGGGUACUUAUUCUCUACAGUGACGCUCAACAUCACAGAAGUGAAGCAAGAGGAUUAUGGAUGUCAGUUUGUGUGUCAUGCUGGUGAAGUUGCAGCCUACAUUGCAUUAAGACAGCCAGUUCGAAAUUUUCAAGGAUACUUGAUUGGAGGACUCAUUGCACCAGUGUUUGUAAUAAUUGUUGCCAUAUUAAUCUACAAGUAUUUCAAGGUUGACAUUGUGCUCUGGUAUCGAAAAUCCUGUCAUCCCUUUCUGAGUAAAGAAGUUUCAGAUGGGAAGAUCUAUGAUGCUUAUGUAUUGUAUCCAAAAAUCAACAAAGUAGAUUGCAUCUACACACCAGAUAACUUUGUGCUAAAGCUGCUUCCUCAGGUUUUAGAGAGACAGUGUGGAUAUAAUCUGUUUAUACUUGGAAGAGAUGAUUUACCAGGAAAAGCUGUGGUCAAUGUUGUUGAUGAAACCAUUAAACAAAGCAGAAGGCUUAUAAUUGUAUUAGUACCAGAAUCAUCAAGUUGCAGUUUAUUAGAGGAUAUCUUUGAACAGCAACUGGCUGUGUACAAUGCUCUUGUCCGGGAUGGAAUUAAAGUUAUUCUGAUUGAGCUAGAUAAAAUAAAGGACUAUACGAACAUGCCAGAAUCAAUUAAAUACAUUAAGCAAAAGCAUGGGGCCAUCAGAUGGAAAGGAGACUUCACAGAGAAAUCUCAUUCAGCAAAUACAAAAUUUUGGAAAAAUGUCAGAUACCGAAUGCCACCCAGACGUCCAGUUUUUUCAGAACUACACUUGCUGCCAACAGCCUUGAACACCUUUCAAACCACAGAAAGAUGAGGCAUGUGUCACUUUAAUGGCCCUGGGCAGCUCCAUUUUGAAUGCUGUUUUGAUGGAUUUUGUUAGAAUGCUGAUUGUGUACAUGGUAAAUGGAUGAUUUCACUUAAAACCUUUUAGGACUGCAUUCACAGGUUAAAGAAAGCUAAUUCUCAUUCCUCUGCGCAGAGCUAGCCAGCAGGAUACACAGAAGUAUUCCUUCAAUGUUAUAUUAAUGACAAUAUUAGAAUAACGACAGCAGAAAAGCAGCACUGAACACAGCAGAAACCUCUGGGGAAAAAAUAAGCUUUUGAAAGGACACUUAAGACUCUUUUUGAACGUGUGCUUCUAGAAAAAAAAUGUAUUAAAGCAGAAUAUUCCGAUAUCUUUUAUGUUAUGUUAUGUUAACUGGGUCCAGAUUUAUAUUGAGUUUUGUUAGUGAUAUUAUAUGUCUUUAGCCUGUGAUACAACUGCAGUAGUUAGCGCAGUUCAUUAAUCUGUUCUUUAUCACUAACUUAUUCAGUCCACCCAAGUUAGACCCUCUUCACCCCGCCACCAAGCAUGGUCAGACAUUGCCAUGCAUAUCCUGCAAAAGUUCAUCUUACUCUGAAUUGUAGAUCUUCAACUCCCAACAAAUACCUUUUUAGAUGAAUAUGAACAGUUUGAAAGAUGGAGGCAGUUCAGCUGAAAGAUGCCACAGUGAUUAGUUUUUAAGCAUAAUAUUACUGAACAUACUUGAAAUGAUCUGGAAGAGGGGCAAAGGAUUAAACAGAUGUAAAAUGUUAAAUUACUUCACUGAUAAUACUAAUUUGGAGUAUGAGGCAAGCACCAAGGAGAACAAAGUAAACAUAUGAAGGCCGGAAAUCCAUGCAUAAAAUGAUACAAUCUAAUCCAAAGAGAUUCACUAGAAGCAUUACAAAAUGUCCCAUACUGAACAGUCAGUGACCUGGCAGAAAGGCAGACUAGGUGAUCUCCCAUCUCCUAACGUCUAAGAAUUGAUGAGAAAUGAUAGCAGUGUGUUUAAUAUUGGUCAGGUAUAAGUAUUAAGUUAAUGGGGCAAGUGUGGGUUUUUUUUGGUUUGAUUUUUAAAAAAAAUAUGUGCAAUAGUUGCAGCUGAUUUUUAAUAAAUUUCCAGUACUGUUUUGA